Molecule: messenger RNA, 1247 nt
Organism: Helianthus annuus (common sunflower)
Lineage: Eukaryota; Viridiplantae; Streptophyta; Magnoliopsida; Asterales; Asteraceae
Product: F-box/LRR-repeat protein 25
Exons: 2
Coding region: 119-1141 (340 amino acids)
Molecular function (GO): protein binding
Source: RefSeq, a predicted model, not a curated record
UCGUAUAUAAACCCUACACACACCAAUUAAUAUCAGAGUCGAAACCCUAGAAUCUUAUUUGUAUGAUCACCACCAAUUAAGCAAGCCGGUUGUGAAUUUUGCUUUUCUGAUAGAAGGAAUGGAGGAAGAAGGGCAAAAUCAAGCUCUGAAACGGAUUCGGUUCGAAGAAGAAGACGAAGAUCGAACUAGUAAGUUAGCAGACUCCUUACUUGUUGAAAUCAUAUCUCGUUUACCCACCACAAAAGACGCCAUUAGAACAGCUGCACUCUCCAAACGAUGGAAACAUCUUUGGACUGCUGUUACCAGUCUCGUUUUUCUACAUCCUUACGAUAGCAACCAUUACGCGAACCCCAGUUUCUUUUCUCAUGUCAACAAAACACUAACUCAGCGUGGCCAAUCGAAGCUUAACAAAUUCAGACUGCAUACCUACUACCAUGAUCAUCUGCAUGAAUCUCAUAUCAACGAUUGGAUUCGUUAUGCUGUUCAUUGUAACGUUGAGGACCUCCAUUUGUCGCUAAGGGAUCAUGUACGAGGGUUUGCGUUUCCGCUGGAUCAGUUUGUUUUCAUCAAUUCAUGUUUGACAAAUCUGACACUGUUAGCCUGUGCAUUUAAUCCCACCGGGGUGAUUAGUUGGAAAAGCCUUAGGAAGUUGUGUAUUGUUUAUGGGAAUUUAGAUGAAGAUUUGAUUGGAAACAUAUUAUCCGGCAGUCCUGUGUUGGAAACUCUGGUGUUGAAGCAUUGCUAUGGUUACAGGCGGUUAGAUAUCACUUCAAAGAGUCUUAAGAAUUUGGUGUUUACUGGAUACAUGCAUAAUUAUACUACUGAUAUUAUCGAAAUCAAUGCUCCUAAUAUUUUGUCACUAAAGAUUCAAAGUGUUCUGGUGUUGAGGAAGAUUUUGCUGCUAAAUGUGUCUUCUUUAGUUGAAGCUCACUUAGAUUAUACAAAGCGAAUACAUCAUUUUGGCAAACCCGCCGAAGAAGCUGAAGAAGAGAUGCUUACAGGAUUGAUACUCAACCUUCUCCAUGUCAAGAACCUCAAAUUUGGUACUUUUUGUUCUAAGGUUGUUGAUCGUUUGAAAGCUAAAGGUUUCCUUUCUCCAUCGAACUUGAAGGUCCUAAAUGUUAUUUCUUCACCUUUAUAAUUUGAAAAUGGUCCUACAGGUAAUGAUGUUACUUGGUUAAUGUACUUUCCAUUCAUUAUAAAUAACACUUUGUUGGCGUACUUCAAAUUCAUAUUAGUUUGUUAUC